Messenger RNA from Diutina rugosa, 960 nucleotides. It is a transcript of the gene BIG1, whose product is annotated as Big1p. The transcript has a single exon. Gene Ontology annotation, cellular component: endoplasmic reticulum membrane. Gene Ontology annotation, biological process: (1->6)-beta-D-glucan biosynthetic process; fungal-type cell wall biogenesis. The record is from RefSeq and is a predicted model, not a curated record. The coding region runs from base 1 to 960 and encodes 319 amino acids. Lineage: Eukaryota; Fungi; Ascomycota; Pichiomycetes; Serinales; Debaryomycetaceae.
AUGCUACAGUUGAGGAAAGUGGUGACGAUCCUCGGGUUGAUCACCGUUGCCUAUGCUUACUUAGCGGUUCCCGUGUUGUAUGCAUCCCACAAAUUGGUCCCUGGGCUCUGGGAUGAAAUCGGGCGAGAUUGGUCGAGCGCUUACAGUGGCCAGGAUGUCACUAACAUGGUCAGGAAAGCCAUCACCCCGUGUCUGCUGGACGAGUAUUUGAUUGUCAACAUGCCCGGCCUCACUCAAGAGGACAUGAACGAUCGAUCGGAGUGGCCCUUCCUCGAACGUUACCUUCAUAUGGCCCUGACAGUGGUGGGCGCCCCUUGGGUGAGAGACCCGCUCGAUAUUGAAUACCUUGAGCUGUACAUCAUUCAACAAUGCGAGGCGGAGACGAUUGUCGUGUCCAAUAUGAGAGAUGAAGAAGUACCCCAGUAUCUCGAUACAAGAACCCGUGUGAUUCGGGUAGAGUAUGAGGAAUUGGACGCUGAAGAUUUGGACCACCGCCAUGAACAACUCCGAGACGCCGACGAACUUAUCAGAAAGAUCUUGAGAAAGCUUCCGUCUCCUCAUUACUCGAUUAUCGUUACCUCGGAUACUCCUGUCAACGUGCACCCUAUUCCCGCCCACAUUACUGAAGAGAACCCGGACAUCUACGGUAUCUUCAAUAAAAUCAUCAAUGAUCCCAAACGUGAGGAAGAGGUCGAACGGAAUGAUCGUUUCCAUAAGGCUGAGCCUGAUUGGAUUGAAUCGAAACACUCGAACGAGCGUUAUUUACGCAAUCGCCGCGACGAUGAAGUACACUUCUUUGAUUACGAUCUAUGGACUAAAAACGACAAAGUGGUCAUGACUAUAUUCCUUAUGGUUUCGACGUUGGGGCUUAUGAAAUUGCGCUCGAUGUUCAACCAUUUGAUCUAUAGACAAAAGGGAGUUGACUUGACUCGUCCUUCCAAGACGAGAAAAAAGGAAUGA